AUGUACAACGAGCCCGUCUCAUACGUCUCCCCGGUCGUUUUUGAUGUCCAUCCUCAAGAACCCGAACCAUUUCAUUUCGGAGCAGCAGCAACAGCAACAGCAACUGAAUCGAGUGCUGCUCUCUUUUUCGACCAGCCUCAGUCUCGACCGGCGGUCUCCCUCCCGAUGUCGGUCUUUGCUACGGCUCUCAUCCCCGUCUCGUCGUCGAUGACAUCUCCUUCUUGUGUUCCCCACCACUCUGUCGGACAUUGGACGCACGUACAAGAAACACAGACACAGGCACAAGAUAUCAUGACUCGUUUCUUCCCUGUUUCUGCCUCUCCGUCUUCCACGUCGUCCUCGCCUGCGGUUCACCAGAUCCAUACCCCUCACCCCUCAAUUGUCGCGCAGCAGCAGCGACACAACCAACACUACCACUACUCCUCCUCACCUCAACAAAACUACUUCCACCAUCAUCAUCAUAAGCAACAGGCAAAUGACUGGGUAGCAUACGAAGACCCUACUCUUUCCCCUCUCUCGCAAGACCUGGGUCUGGGCGGCAGUUCGGCAGACCUUUCGGACCUCGACAGCAACUCCCCCGUCCUCAGUCAUGACUUCGAUGAGCUCCUCUUCAAGACUAUGGUCGAUAACCUUGUCUUUGAGAGUGACAGCCACUUUGACUUUGGCACUUCCCUCAUCUCUUCCACCACCAUAAUCCAACAACAGCAACAACAGAAUGUGCCUGCGCCACCGUCCCCUACCCCCGCAGCAGUUAUGGUCGCCACGCCUCAACUGCCUCCCUUCUCUCCCAUCUCCCCUGCCGCUGCAGCUUUUGUUGCGGCUGCUACGCCCUCGAUUCAUUUCCACGUUUCCUCACCCACACCAUCCCCUCUUUCGCCACCCUUGGUGCCUUAUUCGCCCUCGGCUCCCUUCUUGAUCCCCUCCAACCUGUUCCAAACCGCCCAGCCUACUCCUUGCCCUGCUUCUUCCUCUUCCUCGACCCCCGUUGUUGCCAGAUCCUCCAGCAACAAGUCGACACUCAAGACAAAGUCCCGCAAGCGCACCCAGGCCAUCCCCUCCUCAACACCCUCAACACAAGUAAUAUCCUCAAUCCCCUACUUUGACAGUAACCACGAAAAGCGCUUCCGCUGCGCCUGGACCGGCUGCGACCAAGACUUUGAACGCCACCACAACUGCAAAGCCCACUACUCCACCCACACCGGCGAACGACACUUCAAAUGUGAACACCCGGGUUGUCAAUCCAAUAGUUUCCGUCAGAAGGGCGAUCUAACGAGACAUAUGAGGAUUCAUACGAAUGAGCGACCCUAUGCUUGUGGGGGUGCUGGGUGUGAGAUGGCUUUUGGAAGGUGUGAUCAGAAGGCGAAGCAUGAGAAGAAGUGUCCCUUAUUGGCUCAUGGUCGGUAG
This is a messenger RNA of Linnemannia hyalina, 1404 nucleotides long. The record is from the annotation of a GenBank genome assembly. NCBI's taxonomy places the organism in Eukaryota, Fungi, Mortierellomycota, Mortierellomycetes, Mortierellales, Mortierellaceae.